AGACGGGAGCUUUGUGUCAGGGAUCUUUCGCGGCGAGCCUCCCGUUGGGUGAGCGAAGACUUGGCGCAGGCUCUGGAGGGAUUCGGCCAUGUGAUUGGCUCCCACACAGUGUGUCGAGUGGUGUGCGUUUGGAAGUUGGGGGGGGCAUGUGAGGUCUUGCGUAGCCCCCCCCAGAGACCCCCCGUCAUUCUCAAGCGAUUCAUGCUCGUGCUCGAGCCAAUUUUUCUUCUUUUCCACUUCGCUCCAUCUCCGCCCUCCAUCCACCCAUCUCCUCUCCAUCAGCUGGAGCUUUUCUCCAUCUCUUUUUCCCCAGGCCUGUCAUCGCCACUCUCUCCCCUCCACAUUUGCGCAUCAUCGUUCACCACCCCCCCAUCCAUCGUGCCCGUACCUACUUUUUCAUCGCGUCUCUCCCCACGCGCGCCUCGUUUUUUUGUUUGUAGCCUGCCCGCAUCGCCCGCCCACCCAGUCACCCCGAAAGCUACCAGGUGCUGGGAGGAAUUGGUUCUGGGCGCAUUUAUUUACACUUCAGCCAGCCAGAAGGACACCACCGGGCACCAGGCCAGGUCAACCCCACCCGCUGGACGGAGCCUUCCCUUUGACACACAGGCACAAGACCUCCGUAUCACUCCACGCUCCGAGAGCUUCCUCCCUCCUCUUGCUCGUUCAUCUCAACUCUCUCUUUCUCUCUCUGUCUGAAUAGCUUUCACCUUGGCACGCGACUGGUCGUUCAUCAGCGACAAUGACUGAGGUAUCGGCUACUCGUCUUUACCUGGGCAAUCUGCCUCGGAAUGCUACCAAAGCCGAUAUCGAAGCUCACUUCUCCACCCAUGGCACCGGUGACAUUGCUGAGAUCAAGCUCAUGAACGGCUUCGGCUUCAUUGAGUACAAGGAUCCCAUGGAUGCACGCGAUGUUGUUCCAGCAUUCCGUAUGUUCACCAUCACCCCUCCCACUGACCCUCGUACUGCUGUGGCUAACGACGAUAAUGUGCAAGAUGGCUCGACCUUCCUUGGCGAGCGCUUGACUGUCCAGUUCGCCCGUGGUAACCGACACCGCGAAAACAAUGGCGGCGGCGGCGGCGGCGGCGGAUUCAACAACGACCGCAGCAGUGCCCCCCGGCCGCGCCGCACACCGCACCGCUUGCAGAUUUCGGGACUUCCCCCAGACACCAGCUGGCAGGUCUGUUACCUCUCUCCUGCUCCCCCUUUGGACACAUUUGGACCGGGCCGAAAAUUCUGGCCAUGA
Molecule: messenger RNA, 1243 nt
Organism: Podospora pseudocomata
Lineage: Eukaryota; Fungi; Ascomycota; Sordariomycetes; Sordariales; Podosporaceae
Exons: 3
Coding region: 740-1243 (167 amino acids)
Cellular component (GO): cytoplasm; nucleus
Molecular function (GO): mRNA binding
Source: RefSeq, a predicted model, not a curated record